Molecule: messenger RNA, 2601 nt
Organism: Dichomitus squalens LYAD-421 SS1
Lineage: Eukaryota; Fungi; Basidiomycota; Agaricomycetes; Polyporales; Polyporaceae
Exons: 6
Coding region: 1-2601 (866 amino acids)
Biological process (GO): protein phosphorylation
Molecular function (GO): protein kinase activity
Source: RefSeq, a predicted model, not a curated record
AUGUCCAUCUCAACAGGUUGUCUCAGUAGCAGCUUCCUCUGCUCUGGGAGCUCAGGCACCCUCAUCGGCGAUCAUGACGUGCUGAAAGCAUGGAAGAAGGAGCUUGAACGCAAGAUCAACCUCUCAGACGAUACGGGGAGCGAUUUUCUGGCAAAGUACGUUCCUUCAAGCACUCCCUGCACUUGCGCGGAUGUCAGUGGGACCGAGUUUGGCGCGUUCAAGCCUGGUGAAGUCAGUGCCUAUCUUUCCUUCAUCAAAGGUCUCAACGCGCUCGUUGCUUCAUUCCCUGACCAGAAGAGGCUGUCGUUCUUCGACUGUCAUACCCAAUUUCAGCGGUUCCCCUACGCCGAUUUCGCCGCCAACCACCACAAGUCCUAUCCGGACAUCGCUGUCUCUUUUCCUGGACAGAUCCUGGACGCCAAGACCUUACCUGUGGACUGGUCACGGUUUUCCAUGAUCAUCGAAUUGAAAACUAAAAACGAGGAUCCGUUUCGCGGCAAAGGCCUCAAGCACUGCAAGACCCUUAUCCAGCUCGCUGUAGAUGCUCGAAACCUUCUGCAUGCUCAUAGCCUUCUUGCAGCCUUUAUCGUUGGUGUUUAUGGCGACACAGUGCGCAUUGCUCGCUUCGACCACGCCGGUGCUGUUUUCUCCCAACCCCUGUCGCUGCGUGAGGUCGACGACCUCCGCAUCAUCCAACGGUUUUUCUGGAAUUUCGCCCACCCCAACGACGGCGAAACCGUGGUGGGCUGCGACCCGACCGUUCGCAGGCUGACGCCUGAUGACGAGGAAUGGCUUAAGCAUCGGUUGGAGCUCGCCGGGGUGAGCAGUGAGGAAUUCUUGUCCUCCGAAGCCCGUCGGGCCGAGGUCUUCAAUGACGAUGUGUCAGGGAAUGCGGGUGUGUCCGCUGCAUACAUCCUCUUCAAGGCGCUCGACGUCAACGGCCGUCUGUUCUCUCGAGCGACCACCGUGUGGCUGGGAAUCCGUGACACCCGUAGCUUGGUCAACGGUCGCCUCGUUGACCUACUUGUGGACAGGAUUCCGGCGGAAGACCUGAAGGUGCGGAUUGUCAAAGACGCGUGGCGACCAGUUGUUCGACGUUCGGAGAAGGAUUCUAUGCCCGUCUGUCAAGCAUACCUCCGGCUGAGCGCGUGGGGGUUCCUAGUCUCCUCUUCGGUGGGGAUCUGGGAGAGCGUGAGCCACAUGCGCUUCGUGGUCGACAUUAUCGGUCGACCUCUGACUCGGUUCCGGAAUACUCGAGAGAUGGCAUCUGCCAUCCGAGACGGGAUCCGUGGGCAUCGUGUCGCUGUGACCCGCGCAGGCAUCCUCCAUCGGGAUGUGAGCGUCAACAACAUCCUCAUCGUUGACGAUCCUGCAGAACAAGGUUCUUUUACGGGUUUCAUCCAUGACUUUGAUUAUUCCUCUAUGAGUCGGGACUUUCCAACCAACUUUACAUCCGCGGCGGCAUUGUCCGAGCUCCUGACUGUGGAUGUCGAUGGCGGUGAGCCGAAGGAAAGAGUGGGAACUUUCCAUUUCAUGUCCAUCGAGCUGGUAGCCGGUUCUGUAAUCCCUUCAAGUCCACUUCACCACGAUCUGCAGUCGUUCUACUGGGUCCUUCUGUGGAUCGCCCUCAGGCACACAGAUCACACCCAUCCCAUGGGCGACAAAGCUUGCCCAUCCAUCUUCCAGCUCGGCGACGCAAAUUGUGUAAGUGCGAAACUCAUCUGGCUCCACUCGCCGAUACGCAAGAAUCUCAGCGUCCGCGAUAACGUGCCUUUGACUGUUCUCCUAAAGGAACUCGGCGAUCUAUGUCUCGGGACGAUAUUCCGGGACAACAACCCUCUGCAUUACGAAGAUGUCCUCGCGGUCUUCGACAAGGUUCUCGACUCUGAAGGAUACCGGUCCCUAUGGCCUGCGGAGGAUCCGGCCAGGGCCUACAAGCUUCCGGAUACUCGCCGCAAGAACAAGCUUUCCUCUUCAGGCACAGACAUGGAUGACGAAAGCACGGACUUCGAGCCCUAUGACGAGGAUCACAAGAUCCGCAUGUCCCUAGCUGGCCGCGACGGCAGUGGAAAGCUCGUUGGUGCCCCCAACCCCGUCAGCUUGAUCAAGAGCGAGCCUUCGUUCACCCUGUGCAGCCCCGAUAGAAACUACGAUAGAUGUAUGAUCGAGGCCGACGAGGUCGAGGCGAUUCUGGACUGCUCCGACUCUGAAAAUCACCCAGACGACGCCUCCGACCGUAGCCCCAUACGAGAGGCCAAGCGUCGGAAGACAGCUGUAUCGGGGACUCAAGCCAGCACUGCCAGCACGAAGGCUUCCACGACUUUGGUCGGCACGUCGGAAGCACUCUCCGGAAGCACCCUAACGAGGAGGGUCUCUAUGAGAGAGCCCAGCCCCCUCAGCGGGUCUACCGUCAACGUAGAGUCCUGGCGCGGCCCAGCGAGCAACACUCGAUUCGGGGGUGGUGGUGAAGAUGGCCCGUCUCAAGUGCAGCCUGGCAGGAAUGAGAGGAAUAUCCCCCAAGCAACGCGUGGGCAUGUCGCCCGCAUGCCAUGCGCGAUGGUCAGCGCGGCGAAGAAGAGAAGGCGAUGCGAACUGGAAUGA